This is a messenger RNA of Pneumocystis carinii B80, 3542 nucleotides long. RefSeq lists its product as hypothetical. Gene Ontology annotation, biological process: signal transduction. The transcript has 14 exons. The record is from RefSeq and is a predicted model, not a curated record. The coding region runs from base 46 to 3498 and encodes 1150 amino acids. Lineage: Eukaryota; Fungi; Ascomycota; Pneumocystomycetes; Pneumocystales; Pneumocystaceae.
UAAGCAAGAAACAGUAGAAUUUAUCAAGAAAAUAUUAUAGAGGAUAUGGUUUCUUUAGAGCCGAAUUUCAUAGAUGUUUCUGGUAGUCAAUCACUUGAUCAAGAUUCUAAAAUUUUGGAUCCUAGUUGUAAUGGGUGUAAUUUGAUAAUUGAAGAAGGAUCUGUUGUAGCGUUUGGAGGAUAUAUUUGGCAUGUUAAUUGUUUUCGUUGUAUGAAAUGUAAUGCAGAAGUAAAUCAUGAUUCGAGUCUUUUUUUUCUAUAUGAUAAGAAUCCGGUCUGUGAAAAAUGUUUAUAUAGUUCCAAUGUAUGUAAUAAAGAUGAGGAAGAAUUUCGAGUUACAACAGAAAAUGAGGCCUAUGAAACAGAAUAUUUUCAGUGUAAUAUGUGCGGGAAGAAGGUUGAGGAAUUUGCAUUGGCCAAAACUAAUCAGAGAAAUUAUUGUAUUACAUGUUAUAAUAAGGUUACGCAAAAUAAAAAAAAUGAGAAAGAUAUAGAGUUAUCUGUUCCCUCAUUAUCUUUUAAUAAGUCUCUUCCUUCUAUUCCUAGCACAUCUACACUAAGUCGGCUUAAUUCGCAAACAUCUAUGGGUUCUGAGGCUACAGUUAAUGAUAAACCAGCAAAAAAACCAUAUAUAGAUCUUUUUUUUAAUAUAGAACAAACGGAACUUUUAAGUUUCAAUAAAAUUUUUCCUGAAUUUAAGGACGAGGAAGAACUAAGUCCUAAAAAGAAUUCAAAAAAUGAUUCGUUUGUUUGGCCAUCUUUUACCCCUUUAGACUUUUUUUUGGAUAUCCCGAAAACCGAGACGAAUUUAGAAACUAAGCAUAUUCUUAAAGAAGAGGAAAUUAAAAAUAAUACUACUACAGUUUCUUCUGAUACCUCUCUUUCACUACCAAAUCAUAAACGUUCUAUAGAAUUACCAGAAUUUCAAGAAUCAUUAAAAACAAAAGGCGUUCAAGAAGCUUCAAAACAUGUUAACGAAGAGCAUGUUAAAGAAAUAUUGAAGCAAUUUUCUAAAACAAAGAAAAGUGAUAAAAGUAUUCUUAAAGAAGAGGACAUUGAAGAACAAAAACAAAUUCCUAAAAAAAAGAAUAUUUCUAACAUCUCAUUGACGGAAAAUAGUGGAAACUAUUAUUCUUCUUCUAUAGAAAACAAUAUUCAGAAUACACAAUCUGAUUCUAGGCAAGUUAUGCCUUCCGACUUUUCUUUUAAAUCAUAUUUUUUACAUGAUAUUGAUAUGGCAGCACAGAAACAAGACAUCGAUCCUAAUUCUUCGUCUGUUGCAAAUGAAACAAAUAAAUUUGAGGAUUUUAGCUUUGAAUUAUGUAAUAAAAACAAUCCAAAAAACCUGGAAUUUACUACUUUACCUAAACAAAAUCUUAAUUAUAAUAAUCAAUCUGAAAUUUCACCAAAUCGUUCUGAUAUGAUAUCAACAUCUUCAUUUAAUAGCAAUUUAGAGUCAUCAAAAUCUUUCAUUAAACAUUCUAUACUAGAGGAAACUAAUAUUAAUCCAUUAACUUUCAAGAUUUCUAAUACACCUUCAAAGGAUUCAAAUACAAACUAUUCGGAAUUUCAACCAUUUCAAAAGAAUACCUAUAAUUAUCAAAACAAUUAUGUUAAAGACCAAAAUACACAAAAACAUUAUCUAAACCAAUCAUAUUCAAAAAUACUAAAUGCUAUACAUCAUAGAAGGAGUGCUAGUGAAUCUAAAAAAAAAGUAUCAAAGUAUAAUAUUUUCUCAAGAUCUCGAGUUCAUGAAUUUCAACAGCGAUCGUCAUUUAUAGAUUCAAAUAAUUUGAAUGGAGCUUUGAAUGGUUAUCAAGAUGGUUUGCAAAAAACUAUAAAUUUACCUCAAUUAGAAGAAUCAAGAAUGAAAGCUAUAAGUGAUGAAUCUAUUAUGUUAGAUAAAGAUAUCUUAAAAAAGAAGGCAUUGCUUGCAGAACUUGAUGCAAAGUGUGAAAUUACUCUUCGAGAAUUAAGAAUUUUUGAAAACGGACAAUUAAUUAACCAAGACAAUGUUUUAUCUAGAGAUGGCAUUUUUGUUGGUUCUAUUGUUUCGAAAUUGUCGGCAUCAUUAACAAGUCUUAAAAAUAAAUUUCAAUCAGAUAUAGAAACACUUAUUUUGCAGAGAAAUGCUUUAUAUGAAAAAAAUAUAGAACUCUUAAACAUAAAAAAUCAAAUAACUCAGAAAAUUCAUCAAUUAAAUUUAAAAAAAUUAGAAUUAACGGAUUUAAAUGAUAAACUUAUACAAAAAAUUCAAGAACAAUUUCGAGCUCAUAAGGAUUCCACAAAUAUUCCUUCACAAAUAGACACUUCAUUUGAUAAUCAAAAUGCGAAACCAUUACCUCCAAUAAUUACAUCUGUGUCUAAAUCAAGUAAUGAUAAUUUUGACUUAAUUUCAUGUACAGAAAGUCUUUCUACUCCAAUUAGCGAGAAAAUCAAAUUAGAAUAUACCGAGUCUAGUGAUGAUAAUUCAUCAUCAAAAACACAUGAUAAAAGUGAUAUUUCUAUCUUAAAAUCCAAGAUAUCUUCAUGGAAAAAAAACAGCUCGUUAGCUAGAAAUCUUGCUAAAGGAUUUAGUAGGAUUCGUUCAUCUGAAAGUAAUAUACAUAAUGGAUGCAAAGACGCCAAUCUUUCAGCUAAUUUAACUAAUCUUACAUUAAAAAACUCGGAAUCUAAUAACUUAAGGCAUACAUUUUCUACAUAUACAUUUCUUCGAAUUACUAAAUGUGAUUAUUGUGGAAAUAAACUUUGGGGUAAUGAAAUGCGAUGUUUAGGAUGUGGCAUACCUUGUCAUAUUAAAUGUAUUGGUGAUAUUACUACUAGCUGUAAUAGAAAUAUGAAAUGUUUACCAUACCAUGAAAAUGCUUCAUUAUAUGUGUCAAGUUCAGUGAAUUUACAUGUCCCAACACUUUUUGGUAAUGAUUUAACAAAACAGGUUCAGGCAGAAAAUAGAGAUAUUCCAUUUAUUGUAACGAAAUGCAUUGAUGAAGUAGAAAAAAGAGGAAUAUUUUUUGAAGGCAUUUAUCGUAAAUCUGGAAGUGCAUCACAGAUGCGCAUACUCAUUGAUGCAUUUAGUAAUAAUGAUAUUGACAAUUUAUCUCAAUCUGUAUUUGAAGAUAUCAGCGUUGUAACUAGCGUAUUGAAACAAUAUUUUCGUAAACUUCCAAAUCCUCUUAUUACUUAUGAAAUCUAUAUACCAUUUUUAGAAAUUAUUGCUUCUGAUAAAACUUCCAAGGAGAAGUUAAUGUCAAUAAAAAAUGUUUUAAAUAUUCUUCCUAAAGCACACUAUGACUGUUUAGAAUUUUUGAUAUUGCAUCUCUGCAGAAUCGUUGAACAUUCAGAUAAAAAUUUGAUGCCUUCGAAAAAUCUUGCAGUAGUUUUCUCCCCUACUUUGCUAAGAGAUGAAAAGGGUACACGAGAUAUUGUGGACAUUCAAAUUAAAAAUAUUGGUAUACAAUAUUUACUUGAUAAUUCAAAAAAUAUAUUUCAAAAUUCUUAAAGAAACAUAAACGCAUUGUAUAUAGCAGUCGAAACGUGUAAUUU